Emericellopsis atlantica is the source of this 1056-nucleotide messenger RNA. RefSeq names its product glutathione S-transferase. The coding region runs from base 314 to 970 and encodes 218 amino acids. The record is from RefSeq and is a predicted model, not a curated record. The transcript has 4 exons. Lineage: Eukaryota; Fungi; Ascomycota; Sordariomycetes; Hypocreales; Bionectriaceae.
UUCGGCGAUAUUGGUAAUCCGAACCAAUACCACGGCAGAUUAUCUCCACAACACUCUGCGACUUGUGGGUGAAUAGAGGCACGUUAGUCGUUCGAUCCCCCUGAUUACCAGGCUCUCGCUGUUCACGAUGGCCGACAGGCUGCGGAGGCCAGGAGUCAGGAGUCCGGAGUUGAGGAAGAAUCUCAAACGAGCAUCUUAUCCCAGUCAAUAAGAAGGCAAGUCCUGUGUUUUGUAUAAAGAUGGCGUAGUGGCACUCUAGCUUUGAGCAGAACAACCUCACAAACUACCCAUUCUCCAUCAACUCUCCUGCACAAUGUCUGCUCUCCAGCCCAUCAAGCUCUACAUGCACAGCGGUGCUGUUGGCGGCCCCAACCCAUACAAGGUGCUCAUCAUCCUGCACUAUCUCAACAUUCCCUUUACAAAGGUGGCCACCGACGAUCCCAAGGCGGAGUGGUUCGUCAAGAACAUCAACCCCAAUGGCCGCGUCCCGGCCAUCGAGGACCCCAACACAGGUCUCACGUUGUGGGAGAGCGGUGCCAUCAUCGAGUACCUCGUCGACAAGUAUGAUCAGAAGGGCAAGAUCAGCGUGAAGGAGGGCAAGGGAGUCUGGGAGGCAAAGCAGUACCUUCAUUUCCAGAUGUCCGGGCAGGGCCCCUACUAUGGUCAAGCCGUCUGGUUCCACAGAUUCGGCGACCACAUGCCCGACGGCAAGAAGCGCUACCUAGAGCAGAUCGAGCGCGUAAUGAUGGUCCUCCACAACAUCCUCGAGGGCAAGGAAUAUCUCGUUGACAACAGACUAACAUAUGCCGACCUCGCAUUUGUGCCGUGGAACAUGCCGGCGCAACAGUGGCCCGUCUUGUCGGACCCUCUUUGGAAGCCGUACCAGAUUGAGGAGAAGUACCCCAACUUUGUGAGGUGGCACAACAAGCUGGCUGCGUUGGAUGCUGUCAAGAAGGCGUACGAGCCGUGAGACGGGUGGCUCGAUGAAUUUCGAGUGCGGAGCAUCGCACUUGAAACACUAGAAUGUUGAGUAAAGAAGAAUAUUUCCAUAAAAUG